Molecule: messenger RNA, 5382 nt
Organism: Salvelinus namaycush (lake trout)
Lineage: Eukaryota; Metazoa; Chordata; Actinopteri; Salmoniformes; Salmonidae
Product: sushi, von Willebrand factor type A, EGF and pentraxin domain-containing protein 1-like
Exons: 27
Coding region: 1-5067 (1688 amino acids)
Biological process (GO): leukocyte tethering or rolling; heterophilic cell-cell adhesion; response to cytokine
Cellular component (GO): membrane; external side of plasma membrane
Molecular function (GO): oligosaccharide binding; sialic acid binding
Source: RefSeq, a predicted model, not a curated record
AUGGUAGUCAUCCAAAACCAGGAAGAGAAUAAUUACCUCCGCAACAUCUUGCCUGAUAAAACUGGGUCUCCGUAUUACUGGAUCGGAAUCAAGAAGAUCAAUGGAAACUGGACAUGGGUCGGAACUAACGGAACGUGGGUUGGGAAUUAUUCCUGGGCACCCAACGAGCCCAAUAACAAACUGGGUGAGGAGUGUGUUGAGAUGUACGUCAACAAAGGGAACAGCGAGAAUAACGGGAAGUGGAACGAUGAUAAGUGCUCAAAUCUCAAAUACCCGCUAUGCUACAGAGGCCUUGUGCUGGCUCCCCUCCCAGACCAUGUGCUGGCUUCUCCCCCAGGCCAUGUGCUGGCUUCUCCCCCAGGCCAUGUGCUGGCUUCUCCCCCAGGCCAUGUGCUGGCUUCUCCCCCAGGCCAUGUGCUGGCUUCUCACCCUGACCAUGUGCUGGCUUCUCACCCAGGCCAUGUGCUGGCUUCUCACCCUGACCAUGUGCUGGCUUCUCACCCAGGCCAUGUGCUGGCUUCUCACCCAGGCCAUGUGCUGGCUUCUCACCCAGGCCAUGUGCCGGCUUCUCACCCAGGCCAUGUGCUGGCUUCUCACCCAGGCCAUGUGCUGGCUAAGUGCAAUAAUAACUUAACAGGUGAGACAGGAGGUGUCCAGGCCUGGACAUACAACUACAGCGUCAACCAGAAUCUGGACUGGGAUUCGGCCCGCCAGUGGUGCAGGCAACACUACACGGACAUGGUGGCCAUCCAGAACCAGGAGGAGAUCGUCUAUCUCAACACCAUGCUCCCUAGGAACUCACAAUACUACUGGAUCGGCCUCCGCAAGGUGAAUGAGAUGUGGACCUGGAUGGGGACUAACAAGACCCUGACCAAAGAGGCGGAGAACUGGGCCACCGGGGAGCCCAACAACGUAGGGGACGGACAGGACUGCGUGGAGAUCUACAUCAAAAGAGGAAAGGAUGCAGCCAAGUGGAACGAUGAGAGAUGCACAAAAAAGAAGGGAGCCCUCUGCUACACAGCGUCUUGCUCAGAGCAUUGCUGCAGCACCCAUGCAGAGUGUUUAGAGAACAUAGGGAACUACACCUGCCAGUGUGACCCUGGCUUCAAGGGCCCCCGGUGCCAGCAAGCUGUAGCGUGUGACACUGUGUCGGACCCAGAGCAGGGUUCAGUGAACUGUGACCAUCCACAUGGGCUGUUUGCCUUCAACUCAUCUUGCCAGUUCCAAUGUGCCCGAGGAUACCAGCUGCUGGGGGCAUCACAACUGCUCUGCCAGGCCACGGGGUUCUGGGACCACCCUGCCGCUCAGUGCCAAGUCAAACAGUGUCCAUCGCUGGACAGUGGUCCUCAUAGAGGGACUAUGAACUGCAGUAACCCCAUCGCCCUGCACAGUUAUAACUCCGCCUGUGAAUUCAGCUGUGAUUUGGGGUUUGACCUAAUAGGACCAGACAGGAUUCAGUGUGACCACACAGGACAGUGGACAGCCAACGUCUCUACCUGCACAGUGGUGAGGUGUGGCCCCCUGUCCCCUCCUGCCAUGGGAAACAUGGCCUGUGUGGACCCCCUGGGGGCUUCCUCCUUCACCUCCUCCUGUGGGUUCUCCUGUGAGGAGGGCUACCUGCUGAGAGGAGACACCAACCUCACCUGUUUAUCUACUGGACAAUGGACCAACCACACACCUGCAUGUGAAAAACCAUUAUUUAUUCAAAAAGAAUCCAUUAUGAAUGAGUUCAGCUAUGGCUCCACCUGUACCCUGGAGUGUGAGAAGGGUUUGGUUCUGGUAGGAACUAACUCCACCCGUUGCCCCUCACUGGCUUACUGGAGCCACGCCCUUCCUGUCUGUCAGGCUCAGCAGUGCGACAUCUUAACCUCUCCCCCGCAUGGCUCCAUGAACUGCUCUGACCUCCAUGGUCAGUUCCACUACGGGUCCCAGUGUCUGUUCUCCUGUGAGGAGGGGUUCCUACUGAACGGGUUGGCUGAUACAGAGUGCACCUCCCUGGGCACAUGGAGCAGGAGAGCCCCCCUCUGUCUGGCUCAGCAGUGUGACGCCUUAACCUCUCCCCCGCAUGGCUCCAUGAACUGCUCUGACCUCCAUGGUCAGUUCCACUACGGGUCCCAGUGUCUGUUCUCCUGUGAGGAGGGGUUCCUGCUGAACGGGUUGGCUGAUACAGAGUGCACCUCCCUGGGCACAUGGAGCAGGAGAGCCCCACUCUGUCUGGUGGUAAGGUGUGGCCCCCUGUCCCCUCCUGCCAUGGGGAACAUGUCCUGUGUGGACCCCCUGGGGGCUUCCUCCUUCACCUCCUCCUGUGGGUUCUCCUGUGAGGAGGGCUACCUGCUGAGAGGAGACACCAACCUCACCUGUUUAUCUACUGGACAAUGGACCAACCACACACCUGCAUGUGAACCUCAGCAGUGCGACUCUUUAACCUCUCCCCCGCAUGGCUCCAUGAACUGCUCUGACCUCCAUGGUCAGUUCCACUACGGGUCCCAGUGUCUGUUCUCCUGUGAGGAGGGGUUCCUGCUGAACGGGUUGGCUGAUACAGAGUGCACCUCCCUGGGCACAUGGAGCAGGAGAGCCCCCCUCUGUCUGGCUCAGCAGUGCGACUCUUUAACCUCUCCCCCGCAUGGCUCCAUGAACUGCUCUGACCUCCAUGGUCAGUUCCACUACGGGUCCCAGUGUCUGUUCUCCUGUGAGGAGGGGUUCCUACUGAACGGGUUGGCUGAUACAGAGUGCACCUCCCUGGGCACAUGGAGCAGGAGAGCCCCCCUCUGUCUGGCUCAGCAGUGUGACGCCUUAACCUCUCCCCCGCAUGGCUCCAUGAACUGCUCUGACCUCCAUGGUCAGUUCCACUACGGGUCCCAGUGUCUGUUCUCCUGUGAGGAGGGGUUCCUGCUGAACGGGUUGGCUGAUACAGAGUGCACCUCCCUGGGCACAUGGAGCAGGAGAGCCCCCCUCUGUCUGGUGGUAAGGUGUGGCCCCCUGUCCCCUCCUGCCAUGGGGAACAUGUCCUGUGUGGACCCCCUGGGGGCUUCCUCCUUCACCUCCUCCUGUGGGUUCUCCUGUGAGGAGGGCUACCUGCUGAGAGGAGACACCAACCUCACCUGUUUAUCUACUGGACAAUGGACCAACCACACACCUGCAUGUGAACCUCAGCAGUGCGACUCUUUAACCUCUCCCCCGCAUGGCUCCAUGAACUGCUCUGACCUCCAUGGUCAGUUCCACUACGGGUCCCAGUGUCUGUUCUCCUGUGAGGAGGGGUUCCUACUGAACGGGUUGGCUGAUACAGAGUGCACCUCCCUGGGCACAUGGAGCAGGAGAGCCCCCCUCUGUCUGGCUCAGCAGUGUGACGCCUUAACCUCUCCCCCGCAUGGCUCCAUGAACUGCUCUGACCUCCAUGGUCAGUUCCACUACGGGUCCCAGUGUCUGUUCUCCUGUGAGGAGGGGUUCCUGCUGAACGGGUUGGCUGAUACAGAGUGCACCUCCCUGGGCACAUGGAGCAGGAGAGCCCCACUCUGUCUGGUGGUAAGGUGUGGCCCCCUGUCCCCUCCUGCCAUGGGGAACAUGUCCUGUGUGGACCCCCUGGGGGCUUCCUCCUUCACCUCCUCCUGUGGGUUCUCCUGUGAGGAGGGCUACCUGCUGAGAGGAGACACCAACCUCACCUGUUUAUCUACUGGACAAUGGACCAACCACACACCUGCAUGUGAACCUCAGCAGUGCGACGCUUUAACCUCUCCCCCGCAUGGCUCCAUGAACUGCUCUGACCUCCAUGGUCAGUUCCACUACGGGUCCCAGUGUCUGUUCUCCUGUGAGGAGGGGUUCCUGCUGAACGGGUUGGCUGAUACAGAGUGCACCUCCCUGGGCACAUGGAGCAGGAGAGCCCCCCUCUGUCUGGCUCAGCAGUGCGACUCUUUAACCUCUCCCCCGCAUGGCUCCAUGAACUGCUCUGACCUCCAUGGUCAGUUCCACUACGGGUCCCAGUGUCUGUUCUCCUGUGAGGAGGGGUUCCUACUGAACGGGUUGGCUGAUACAGAGUGCACCUCCCUGGGCACAUGGAGCAGGAGAGCCCCCCUCUGUCUGGCUCAGCAGUGUGACGCCUUAACCUCUCCCCCGCAUGGCUCCAUGAACUGCUCUGACCUCCAUGGUCAGUUCCACUACGGGUCCCAGUGUCUGUUCUCCUGUGAGGAGGGGUUCCUGCUGAACGGGUUGGCUGAUACAGAGUGCACCUCCCUGGGCACAUGGAGCAGGAGAGCCCCCCUCUGUCUGGUGGUAAGGUGUGGCCCCCUGUCCCCUCCUGCCAUGGGGAACAUGUCCUGUGUGGACCCCCUGGGGGCUUCCUCCUUCACCUCCUCCUGUGGGUUCUCCUGUGAGGAGGGCUACCUGCUGAGAGGAGACACCAACCUCACCUGUUUAUCUACUGGACAAUGGACCAACCACACACCUGCAUGUGAACCUCUGCAGUGCGACGCUUUAACCUCUCCCCCGCAUGGCUCCAUGAACUGCUCUGACCUCCAUGGUCAGUUCCACUACGGGUCCCAGUGUCUGUUCUCCUGUGAGGAGGGGUUCCUGCUGAACGGGUUGGCUGAUACAGAGUGCACCUCCCUGGGCACAUGGAGCAGGAGAGCCCCCCUCUGUCUGGUGGUCCAGUGUGAGAACCUAUUGCCCCGACUGCCAUCUCCACCACCCACUCCAACCUCAACUCCACCACCAACUCGGGGACCCUUCAUGAACUGCUCACACUCCCUCGGGGAGUUUAGCUUCAGCUCUCUGUGCCUCUUCACCUGCAGCAAAGGCUACUAUCUGAACGGAACAGAAGUGCUGUCCUGCACCUCAGAGGGACAAUGGAGUGACCUUGUGCCCUUUUGCCAAAGAAACAUCACCUCUGUCCAAGAGUCCUCUAGGAUGUUGGCCUAUGCAGUGGUGGGAGCUGCCUCUGCUGCUGGGCUGUUACUAUUGCUGGGACUGGGCAUGCUGGUCGCAAAGAAGCUCAGCAAGAAAGUCACAGGUGACUUCAACUUUGACAACUCGUUAUGGGAGGAAAGAGAGAACCCUGCUUUUGAGAUUUCUUAAAAAAGAAUGUGCUUAAUGACAUUGUACUGUAAAACAAGGUUUUGCAUAACGAGUUGGAUAUUGGAUUAAACAAGUUAAUUGUUUUCAAUGUAUUUAAAGCCAUCACUGUUCCUUUUAUACAAUUUUUUCUAUACCUAUUUUUGUGUAUGGGCUGUUAAAGCUAAAAUAUGUAACUUUUGGGCGACCCGACCAGAUUCACAUAGAAAUGUGAGUUAUAGAUAUGUAAUUAUUGAAAAUAAGUCUAAGAAGCAAUAGAUCUGUUCUAUGUAUACUAUUUCUAUGCUUCCCAUUCUUAAGUUUCGUUUUUGCAUCUUU